Molecule: messenger RNA, 4908 nt
Organism: Daldinia loculata
Lineage: Eukaryota; Fungi; Ascomycota; Sordariomycetes; Xylariales; Hypoxylaceae
Product: SAICAR synthase-like protein
Exons: 2
Biological process (GO): inositol phosphate biosynthetic process; phosphatidylinositol phosphate biosynthetic process
Cellular component (GO): cytoplasm; nucleus
Molecular function (GO): inositol hexakisphosphate kinase activity
Source: RefSeq, a predicted model, not a curated record
CCCACUUUGGCCGAAACCGCCACCAGAAUUAAACUUGUAGCUUUCUAGGCUUUCUAGGCUUUCUAGGCUUUGUAUCUAGGCUUGUACCUUUUCAUCAUAACUCAACUUUUACCACUACCUACGAUCCCGAAUACCACCUGCUCUGCCGCUCAAUCUCCUGCGAAUCAUUCCUCCCACACUGCCAUGGUAUUCGCCAGAUGUUUACCUCAUGUCCAGCCCGCAUCGCAAGCCCGAAAAUGCCGCAACUGCCGCACCGGUGAGCCCCCAAGGUGUGGCCUCUGGGAGUCCCAAUGCUGCUAAUGCUGCCGCUACCACUGGGACAGCGACUGUCAGCCCAUCCUCCUCUUCCGUUACUGUGACUGGUUCGCCCUCCGUAUCUGACCAUGCACGGCCAUCUGCAAGUGUCUUGCCUGCCGUACCAGCACCAGCACCAGCACCAGCACCAGCACCAGCACCAGCAUCCGUAUCAGCACCCCCCGGUUCCCAUGUGCCAUCCGCAUCCACCUUUCCCUCAUCCCUCGCUGCUAACCAUGUCGACCACAACAAUAAUAAAUCACGGCCGCCCUCGGUCUCCCAGAGGUCCAAUGGCCCGUCCCUACUCUCGCAAGCUCUGGCUUCUGCUCGUGGAAUCCCCCCUUCGCACGCCUCCCAGACUCAGACAGACCAGCGACGUCCCGAGCAGAAGCCUGUAUAUUCCAAUGCACCGAACCGACUUAGCCAGCCGAGAAACGUAUCUGAUGCACCUACUGGACACGCCAUAGUCGCACCACAAGAUGACUAUCACGAACGGAGCGAGCAUGGCUUUCUGACACCAAUUAACCAACCGGGGCUUGCUGAGCCCUCCAUAGCGACAUCCGUACCGUUACUCUCUUCGAUUACCCCUCUAGGACAAGCUGCAACACCGUCACCUAUCGCCAUGCCCGGAACCAUAAGCUCAACUACGACGCUUAUAGGGAACAGGGAUUUUGAUUUGGGUAUUGGUAGGGGGCGCUCAUUGGAACGUACAGACAGGGAAAUUUAUUUAAGAUUGUUGAACCGCCCUAAAACGUUUUCCGAUAACGUUGGGGACACUGCGUUUUCCCAUGCAGUCGGUGCUACCGAUAUCGCACCUUCUACUGGCGAUAAGCCGGAAUUCAUUUCUGACCCGCGGGCCCAAUACAGGGCUUGGAGAGUCGACCGUACGCUCUCCAUGGGCCCAGAGAAAGCCUGGUCCAUUGGCACCGACGAUAUAAUCGGCCACCAAGAUGGACAGGUUGAAAAAUCUAUUACGGAGGUGCUAGCCGGUGUCGAGCCGACACGGAGCCGGAAAGCAAGUCACAGUCUACGCUUCUUCAAGGAGGGUCUCCCAGAAGAGAAAGGCAGGCGGAGGGAGUCAAAAUCAGUAGGGCAUCAGCGAGACAAGUCGUUGCUCGCCAAGGGCUUGGCCGCAGAUGCGAAUUAUCACAAAUGCUCCGAUGAUAAUAAUGCCUUUCAGUCGCCAGUACCCUCGCCCCAAUCUAUUGAAGGCGACCAGUCUCCUUCUCAUGUAUCGAGUGUGCAGUCUUUUCCUUGGGGUAUCUCAGACGCCAAGCCUGUGCCUUGUGAAACUACCGAACUCGAUUACUUUGGCCUGCAAUUACCGCCGAAGCACAUUGCCGACUCUGCCAGAGCAUCUUCCCGAGAGCCUCUUACUGCAAAACAGCGGACUUACAGUGUACACAACGGCUCUGCUAUCAUACCCGAUGAGGGCGUUGGAGAUAUUCAUCGCGAAUCAAGUGACACGACGGAAGUUGGAGAUGCAGCCGAAGAGGGCGACGAGUCAUCCGAAGAAAAGAUAUCUUCGGCUGUGUUUCUACCGCAUCAGGGCCUGACCCAGAGUCCGGAAAACAGGGAUGUUAUCCAGAAGGAUUUCAAGAUCUCGCAGCCUAUCUCUCGCAAAACCCACGGUGAGGAUUUUCACCCUUGGUUGGUAAAAGCAGAUGAGCCUGAAGCUGAAGAUGGGACGAGGGCUGAUGGACCGGACGGUGGUAAUGUCAACCGUAAUAAUGAGCCAGCCUCUCAUGUUCAAGACUUCCCGCGAAUAGAUGAUGAAUGUGCUAUCGAGGAUGAGAUCGAGUCCCCCCAAAAAUCUCGUGAUAUAUCUACUAGACCAUCUCGACCGCCCUCCCAGUAUUUCGAGGACAUGGUGCAAGAUCAUCAAAAUGAACCAAAAUUACCCCUUGAUGCAAUUGAACUUAUACCUUAUAAGCAUCAGGUCGGUGGUCAUACAACUAUCUGGAGAUUUUCCAAGAGAGCUGUGUGCAAGCAAUUAAACAACCGAGAGAACGAGUUUUAUGAGAAAAUUGAGCGAUAUCAUCGUGAUCUUCUGCCCUUCCUGCCCAGGUAUAUUGGUGUUCUUAAUGUCACCUUUCAGAAACAACCACGGCGAAAGUCGACGGUCAAAAAAGAUGACAACCAUGCACCAGAAAAGAAAACGGGCGAGCAAGAUGAGCAGCCAAACGGGCAUAAGGGAACGGCUAGCCUAGGGGUCCUGCAGGGAUUUGACGCAUCGGAUAGAGAAGAUCUGCGCCAUCAUCGCAGGAUUGUCAGCCAAUCCCUCCAAUCGUCACAGAACCCGAUACCAACAGUCACUUUCGUUGAUAACCGUCACAUUCUGCCUCGAAGUUUACUCCGACCUGCAAUAUCUGCAGCUAGCGACGACGGUCGCCCAAAGAGCGCUUCCGCCGCCGUAGGCCAGCAAUAUUUGCGUGAUAAAAAUCUCCAAAUGGGGAUAUUACCGAACCGGCCAUCUCUGGAGGAUCGGCAUGCUCACAGCUGGGGUGCUACGACUGUUAAUAAGAGAUUACGAAAUGAAGUCUUUAACGAUGCUUUUUUGAAGCAGCCUAUCGCAAUACAUAAACACCGGAGACCGGCGUCCCAGCAGCGGUCGAUCCCUCGUCGCUCAAUACAGCAAGUCGAGCGGCCGAUGACUGCCGAGGGUGCUCUACCUAGUCGAGACAAGACUAAUAGCCAAGCUCGACAUUCUCACGAAGCAAAUCCGCCAAAGCCUCUUCCGCACCUUGUACAGACUCGAAGUGAUGCUAGCGCCGACUUGGUUUGUUCGGGAGUUGAAGGUAUGGACCAUAUGAAAGAUGUUACAGGAACCAGUGCUCCAGAACCUGAAAUUUUGUCAGAAAAGUUUCCUCAAAGGCGGAAGCGGCGCAACUCAGGAAGCAAACUUAGGCGGAAGCCUGAGGACGUCACAGACCCGCGUGGGCAUCUUAAGUACUUCGAAGACCCAGACGAAGUUGAAUAUAGGAGGGAUAGCGAACCUCAGGCAGAAUUGCGGAAUCAUGUACAUAAAACAAAUGGGCGCAAGCACGAAGUCGACACUAUCGAGAAUGGAAAUGGAGAUGGCUCUGUAUUUCAGUCAAAUCUUUCAUCAGAUGCACCUUUAGCUCUUCCGAGCCCAACGAUGGAACUUAAGAAAAUCCCACGGCCUAUCAACCCCAAAGAAGCGCAGACGCAGCGCGACUCGAGGGUAGAAUAUUUCUUACUAUUGGAGGACCUUACUGCUGGUAUGAAACGGCCCUGCAUCAUGGAUUUGAAGAUGGGUACUCGGCAGUAUGGUGUAGAUGCCAACCCAAAGAAGCGUGAGUCGCAGCAGCGUAAAUGCGCCAACACGACAUCCAGAGAGCUGGGCGUUAGGGUUUGUGGACUACAGGCUUGGGACGCCAAAUCCCAGACUUACGUCUUCAAAGACAAAUACUACGGACGUAGUCUCAAGGCGGGUGCAGAGUUUCAAAAUGCUCUAACUAUGUUCCUCUACGACGGCGUAGAUUAUAGCAGCGUCCUGAAACAUAUUCCAGCAAUCCUACAGAAACUAAACCAACUUGAGAUGACCAUCCGUAGGCUGCGUGGUUAUCGGUUCUACGCAGCUAGCUUACUAAUGUUUUAUGAUGCCGACAACUCGGACGAGGGCUACGAUACGGGUGCUGACGAGUCCACUACCGACUUCCCAACAGACACCGAAGAUGUGUGGGAUACUAGAAAACGUCGGAUCAACAAGAAGGAGAUCGACUUCAAGAUGGCCGACUUUGCCAACAGCGUCACGGCUGGAGACCUGGCCGAAAACAAACCAUGCCCACCAAAGCACCCAAACGAACCAGACCGGGGAUUUCUCCGUGGUCUUGAAACUCUUAGAAAAUACUUCUUAAAGAUACAGAAAGACGUACGCAACGAGUUGGGAUUAGCCACGCCACGUAGGCAAAGCGAAGUCGGAGACGAAAUUGAAAGGGACGACUAUGAGGAGGACUCCGUUAGCGAGUGAGAAUGUGGAUUAUCGAGCAAUGCUGCAUGCAACCCGCUAGGGGGGCACAUCAACAACUUAGCGAUCAUAUACUUCGCUUCUCUGUUUAUAGUUUUCGGAUGGAUUUCCUAGAAUGGCGCACCGGUGUGCUAGGUCAUCGGUCCGCAAACUGGCGCCUUUUUUUUUUUUGGUCGGGCUAAGUAUAGUCAUGAUGUUUUUAUUUUAUUUUAUUUUUAUUUUUACCUCUUUUUUGUUACUUUUACUUUUUAACAUACCCGCAUGUUUGAGGCGUCUUGCGAUACGAGAAAAGCAACGGAGACAAAGCCGGAGGGAGGGGUUUGAUAGUGGCUAAUUUUCCACCAGCCUUGAAUGAUAGCAAGAACAAGGCUGUCAGUUGGUUGAUGGGGUCUCGGGAGAGUUGAUAUCAGAAUGAGAAUGAGAUAAAGCUGGCUUACGCUACCCACGAUGUUAUUUGUUUUAUGUAGCUGCUGGUUUGUGUUUAGAGGGUUUGGUAUGGUAUGGUAUGGUAUGGUAUUAAGAGUAGUAGAUAAAAUAAAUAAUGAGUUUAUGACUUAGUCCUUUGUGUUUGUGUCUUGUAUAUUUUUCACGACUCCUUCAUGGCUUCUUCAUGCAGAUUGUCU